UUGAAAAUAUAAAAGGCCAUAUUUUUUAUCAUAAAUAAUCAAUUUUAUAAAUAUAACAUUAGUUAUAUAUAAUUUUUAAGUUGCCACGUAGUCAUUUACUAUUUUGAGAAUCAAGUUUAAUCUUGAAUAAACCAUUUAUUUUAUUGCAUAGGUUGAAAUAUAAAAUAAAACGAAGUUAAAAUGGGUGAAAACGAACAAACGUCACAAACAUUACUUGUGACUUAUGGAAAUUCUACUUCAUUAAACGAACCACUUUAUCAUGCUGUGUAUAUACCUGAAGAAAAUCUUGAUAAUUUACCAGAAAACAAUACAAAAGAAAAUAAUCGAGUUUAUCAAGACAAAGCAGAGGCUUUAAAAGUAAUUCAAAAAUUUAAAACUGGUCGUCUGAAAUCGUUUAAGAAAAGAUCAGAAGCUGAAGAAUAUGCAAAGACUGGUUUUGAAAAAACAAAUUGUGUUAAUAAUACUACAUUAUCUACUAUAGUACCUGUAGUAGAAGAAAAAUCAUCUGAUUUUAAAACUCCAAGGUCUCAAGAUCUUGUAUGUUUUAGAAAUUUAAUUAAAGAUGGAGAUUUGUACGCUGUAAAAACUACAAUAUGGGGAAAUCCAAAAUAUUUAAUUGGUAGUGGUGACACUCCUGCAAUUUUACAAGAAGGAUGUCGUUAUAAUGCAUUGCAUAUUGCAGUUAGAGCAGAUAGACCAGAUAUGUGUGAGUUAAUAUUAAGCACUGUUGGAAAUGCAGAAUUUAUAAAACUAUUUUAUGGUGAUGAAUGCAAAAGCUAUGUGGAUCGUGCACAGAUCAUGCUAGAUCUAUAUUUAAAUACACCUGAUAAGGGAUUGAAUGAAACUCCACUACAUUUUGCUGUUAAAUUUGGUCUAAAAAAUUGCGUUCGAGUUCUUGUUUCAUAUCCUUGUUGUAUAAAAACAUUGCCAAAUAAAUAUAAACAGCUACCAAUAGAUAUAAUUUGUACUAGAGCCUGCCAUGACGACACAGAAUUAAAAAGACAGAUACGUUUAUUAUUGGAAGAUCAGUAUUAUGUACCUGUAUUAAGAUCGGAUGAUAAUUCAUUGCAACCUGUUAUUGGAGAACCUUUCUCCCCAACUAAUCCUUUGAGUUUAAACACAGAUCCAAUCAGUCCACGUUUAGAAGUACGUGCAUUUGCUGGACCAAUGACAAAGUCUCGUGCGGUAGAAUUUAGAAAAAAAUGGAAAACUCCUCCACGUCUUCGUAUUACUUCAGUUAGAAAUGUAAAUGAUGCUGAAUAUAAUACUACAGAUAGUCCCAUUAAUAAUUUAACUUUAAGACUACAGGAUACGGAAAAGGGACUUGAACGUGUUGGAAGAGACUUAGCAGAAGAAUACGAAGUGUCAUGGAAAGAAUAUUGGCCAUUUUUGAAUGAUUUCGCAGAUUUUCGUACUACAGAAGGUUUAACGAAGCUUGAGAAAUAUUUAGAACACAAAUUUCAGUUACUAUAUUAUAGCCAGAACUCAAAUAACGGAGUAACAGAUUCAAAUUUAAAUACAGAAACAGAAGUGAAAUUAGUUCAGGAAAUAGAUCAUUUAUGCAAUGAAUUACAAUCAUGUUCAUUGCUUAAUACAGUCAAUGAAAACAAUGUUGAUGAACUCGAAUUUUUCACACCUCCAUCAUCACCAGAAUUAACAGAAGAUAGUUCUGAUGAUGAAAUGCAAACUGCAGAAGAAGGUCCUGGAAUAUUUCUUGAAGGAUAUAUACCGAUGAAAGUUGAUUAUGCGGUUUAUAAUGCAGUACCAUCGUCAAUAAAUCCCGUUACAUAUCCAAAUAUUUAUCGUUGGCAACAUGACAUGCAACUUGUUAUGAAACAUGAUUUGCAUAGAACGAACAAUCUGAGGAUAGUUAAAAAGAAAUUGAUUAUGACCUUCUAGGUAUGUGAAAUAUCGAAGUGUUGAACAGUGUAUAAAAAUAAAACUGUAUAAAUUUUUAUAUUA
Osmia lignaria (orchard mason bee) is the source of this 1962-nucleotide messenger RNA. It is a transcript of the gene Ankle2, whose product is annotated as ankyrin repeat and LEM domain-containing protein 2. NCBI's taxonomy places the organism in Eukaryota, Metazoa, Arthropoda, Insecta, Hymenoptera, Megachilidae. Gene Ontology annotation, biological process: negative regulation of phosphorylation. Gene Ontology annotation, molecular function: protein phosphatase 2A binding. The record is from RefSeq and is a predicted model, not a curated record. Gene Ontology annotation, cellular component: endoplasmic reticulum.